Molecule: messenger RNA, 2835 nt
Organism: Polypterus senegalus (gray bichir)
Lineage: Eukaryota; Metazoa; Chordata; Cladistia; Polypteriformes; Polypteridae
Gene: itga5
Product: integrin, alpha 5 (fibronectin receptor, alpha polypeptide)
Exons: 25
Coding region: 187-2835 (882 amino acids)
Biological process (GO): angiogenesis; integrin-mediated signaling pathway; cell-cell adhesion
Cellular component (GO): external side of plasma membrane; integrin complex
Molecular function (GO): integrin binding
Source: RefSeq, a predicted model, not a curated record
AGAAACAGAGAGAGAGAGAGGGAGUCGGGGGAAAGGUUCUGCCCUACUGUGCUCUUUUCGUUUUAAUUUAUUAGUUUUUUUAAUUAUUUUUUUUUUUGCACUGAAAGCGAGACAUGGAAAAGCGCUGCUAGCAUACGGGUAUCGCGACGCAGCUGCCGGAUUAAUCAAGUGACAGGAGCCGCAGCGAUGGAGAGACGCGCCAGGCAAUACUUGAAAACUUGCGCCCACUUACGCCUGGCUCGACUAUGCUUGUUCACUACUGGCUUAGCGCAAUUGUGCGCUGGAUUUAACUUGGACGUGGAUCAUCCGAGUGUAUAUACCGGUCCCGAGGGUAGCUAUUUUGGCUUUUCGGUGGAGUUUUACCUUCCAAACGCAUCCAGGUUUAGUGUUCUUGUUGGAGCACCCAAAGCCAACACCAGUCAGCCCAACAUAACAGAAGGUGGAGCGGUGUUCUUCUGCCCCUGGAAUCAGCACCAACAUGCCAACAGCAGCUGCCAGUCCCUUGACUUUGACACCAAAGGAAAUGAUUUCAGGAUGGUUGGGAGUACAUCUCAACAGAUGGAGUUUAAAUCCCAUCAGUGGUUUGGUGCUACUGUCCGCUCUCAUGGAGAUUCCAUACUGGCCUGCGCCCCACUGUACCACUGGAGAACAUGGAAAGAAAUCGCUGCAUCUGACGUCACAGGCAACUGCUUCCUGUCCAUCGGCAACUUUAGCCAACUUGUGCAGUAUGCGCCAUGUCGUUCAGAUAUGGAUGGCCCCCAAGGACAAGGCUACUGCCAAGGCGGCUUUAGUGCAGAUUUUACAAAGAGUGGUCGCGUUGUUCUUGGAGGACCUGGAAGUUACUUUUGGCAAGGUCAGCUGUUGUCGGCCAGUCAGCAGAACAUUGUGAAAGCCUAUUUCCCGGAUUACUUCAUCCUGCCAGCGAGUGAACAGCUUCACACACGCCAAGCCCAAUCUUUCUAUGAUGACAGCUACCUCGGUUACUCUGUGGCCGUGGGAGAGUUUACAGGAGAUACUGAUGAAGAUUUCGUCACUGGGGUCCCCAAAGGAGACCUGCUGUUUGGCUACGUGGCCAUUCUUAAUGGAACCAACAUAAAGACCGUCUCAAAUAUUUCCGGCACUCAGAUGGGGGCCUAUUUUGGUUACGCUGUUGCGGUGACAGACGUGAACAGUGAUGGGUUUGAUGACCUACUAGUGGGAGCGCCCAUGUUCAUGGUCAAGGGACCCAAUGGCCAGUUUGAGGAAGUGGGCCAGGUGUCUGUCUACUUACAGGACGGACCCCUGAGUUUUAAUUCUGAUCCCCAGGUGCUGACUGGCACACAGGUCUACGGCCGAUUUGGGAGUUCUAUUGCACCUCUGGGUGACCUGAACCAAGAUGGCUACAAUGAUGUUGCACUUGGCUGCCCAUUUGGUGGAGAACAUCAGCAAGGCGUGGUCUACAUUUAUAACGGGCAUGCUGGAGGACUGAUGGGCACACCUUCACAAGUCCUUAUAGGCCAGUGGGCCUCCACCAACUUGCCUCCCAGCUUUGGAUUUGCCAUUCGUGGAAAUAAAGACCUGGAUGAGAAUGGCUACCCAGAUGUCCUUGUUGGAGCUUUCGGGGUAGACAGAGUUUCGCUGUACAGAGCUCGUCCGAUUGUUAACGCCAGUGCCACCCUUCUCAUCACCCCAAACAUGCUGAACCCCGAAGAGAAGUCUUGCUUUAUUCCUCAGACCUCGCAUGUGGUGUCUUGCGUUAGCCUCACUUUCUGUCUUACAGCCAAUGGGCGACACCUUCCUCACAAUAUUGCCUUCAGUGUGGACUUGCAGCUUGACCAAAGGAAACAGAAAGGAGCAGUUAGACGGGUGAACUUCCUGUCCAACAGGCAGCCCAGCCUGCAGCAGACAAUCAGUGUGCAGAAUGGAGCGGCCGAAACCUGCCGGGAAAUGAAGGUCUACCUCAAGGAUGAAUCAGAAUUCCGAGACAAGCUCUCUUCCAUUUACGUUACCCUGAACUUCACCUUGGAUUCUCAGGCCCCCGCCGACCGGCAUGGCCUCCAGCCCAUCCUCAACUAUCAGACUCAGCAGCUCAUUGAGCAGAAGGUUCAGAUUCUGCUCGAUUGUGGUGAGGAUAACAUCUGCGUCCCAGAUCUCAAGCUGGCAGUUCAUGGGGACCGUAAAGAGGUGUACCUCGGUGAUGACAAUUCCUUGACUUUGACUUUCAACGCCCGCAAUGAAGGUGAAGGUGGUGCUUAUGAAGCUGAGCUGUAUGUGGUCCCACCUCCAGAGUCUGAGUAUAUUGGGAUUGUACGCAACAAUGAGUCUCUCUCUGAACUUACCUGUAGCUACGAGAUGGAGAAUCAGACCAGAGUAGUCAUCUGUGAUUUGGGCAACCCAAUGAAGUCCAAGACCAGCCUAUGGGGUGGUCUACGCUUUAAAGUCCCACACUUGAAGGACAAGAAGAGGACUGUGCAGUUUGAGUUUCAGAUCCGCAGUAAGAAUGAGAACAAUUCAAGAAGCGAACUGGUCCACUAUACGCUUGACGUGGCUGUGUCGGCUGCAGUCUCGUUCUUGGGAGCAUCACACCCAGAAAAUGUUAUUUUCCCUCUGGUCAACUGGAAAGCGACCAAGAAUCCCGAGAUGGAACAGGACAUAGGGCCUUUGGUCCAGCAUGUGUAUGAGAUGACCAACAAAGGCCCAAGCCUAAUCAGCCACACCCUUCUGAAGGUGAACUGCCCAGUUAAGCUGCACAGUCACCAUCUGUUGUAUCCUGUAGAGAUCAUCACACAAGGCCCUCUCAACUGUAGCACCAACACCUCCAUAAACCCUUUCCAGGUUAAGGUAAGCCAUUCAUAA